AUGGACAAGUUCCGGAUGAUCUUCCAGUUCCUGCAGUCCAACCAAGAGUCCUUCAUGAAUGGCAUCUGCGGCAUCAUGGCCCUGGCCAGCGCCCAGAUGUACUCCGCCUUCGAUUUCAGCUGCCCCUGCCUGCCGGGCUACAAUGAGGCCUACAGCGCCGGCAUCCUGCUGGCGCCCCCCCUCGUGCUCUUCUUGCUCGGCCUGGUGGUGAACAACAACGUGUCCAUGCUGGCUGAGGAGUGGAAGCGGCCCCCGGGCCGCCGGACCAAGGACCCCGCAGUGCUGCGGUACAUGCUCUGCUCCAUGGCCCAGCGCGCCCUCAUCGCGCCCAUCGUCUGGGUGGCCGUCACGCUGCUGGAUGGCAAAUGCUUCCUCUGCGCCUUCUGCACUGCUGUGCCCGUGACGGUGCUGGGCAACGGCAGCCUGGCCCCUGGUCUCUCUGCGCCCGAGCUCGCCCGCCUGCUGGCCCGGGUGCCCUGCCCUGACGUCUAUGAUGGCGACUGGUUGCUGGCCCGCGACGUGGCUGUGCGUUACCUGCGCUGCAUCUCCCAGGCCCUGGGCUGGUCCUUCGUGCUGCUGACCACACUGCUGGCAUUCGUCGUGCGCUCUGUGCGGCCCUGCUUCACCCAGGCCGCCUUCCUCCAAAGCAAGUACUGGGCCCACUAUAUCAACAUCGAGCGCAAGCUCUUCGAUGAGACGUGCACGGAGCACGCCAAGGCCUUCGCCAAGGUCUGCAUCCAGCAGUUCUUCGAGGCCAUGAACCACGACCUGGAGCUGGGUCACGCCCAUGGGGCGGCGGCCACGGCCCCUGCUGGCUCGGCUGCCCCCGAGACCACGGACGGGGCUGAGGAGGAGAGGGAGAAGCUGCGAGGCAUCACGGAUCAAGGCACCAUGAACAGGCUGCUGGCGAGCUGGCACAAAUGCAAGCCGCCCUUGCGGCUGGGCCAGGAGGAGCCCCUGCUGGGCAACGGUUGGGCGGGGGGCGGGCCCCGGGCUCCACGCAAGGAGGUAGCCACCUACUUCAGCAGAGUGUGAGCUGGGAUGGAAGAGUGAAGCCUGCCGGUGCCACAGUACAAACUCCUGGAGCAGACCUAUAUGCCCAGGUGCUCACCUGCCCACUAAGGCAGGAAAUUUGGGAGCUAGAAGGGGACAUCAGUGCCCCAGCUGCGACACAGCAGUAUUAGUCAGAAGGGCUCAGAACUGGCUGGGGGGGUCUGGGUGGACAAGCUCCCACCUGCCCAGCCCUCUCCCCAGCCAAUUCAUC
Molecule: messenger RNA, 1264 nt
Organism: Enhydra lutris kenyoni (northern sea otter)
Lineage: Eukaryota; Metazoa; Chordata; Mammalia; Carnivora; Mustelidae
Product: calcium homeostasis modulator 1
Exons: 2
Coding region: 1-1035 (344 amino acids)
Molecular function (GO): monoatomic cation channel activity
Source: RefSeq, a predicted model, not a curated record